UAAAAAACUACUUAUAUCACACAGUCUAGAUUGGUGUUUUUGUUCUUUGCGUUGGCACGUGUCUUUUGGCAUUGGUUUGACUUUGAUCCGUGUCGAAAAAGGCGGGAAGUUGAAUGUGUCUUGUAAUUAUUCCGUCUGUUUCUUCAUCAACUUACGUGCAAUUAAAAAUAAAAAAUGUCGGAAAACGAUCCGCUCGAGUUACUAUUAGCAGUAGCAGAAAAAGAAUUUCAGAAAAUUGAUUCGGCAAGCGCUUUGCAAGAAAUUAACCUCUUUGGUGAGGUGCAGCAGACCAACAAUUGUGAACACAAAAUCGAUAGUACUUCUAUACACCAAGGCGAUACCGAUUCAUCAGACGAUGAAGGAAACCGAAAUUUUGAAAACCAGAAGUAUACCGAUUGUGGUAAACAAAUCAAAGAACUUUUAACUCAGGAAAAUCCAUCCAUAUCUUCGUCGCAUUAUGGACAGCCGAAACAAAGAAUUUCCACUUGGAAGACAAAGCCACAAAGUUUUGCGGGAAAAAAAUUGGAAAAAUUGGAAUCCAAGCCCCAGGAUGUUUUAAUAGAUCCAUUUUUUGGAAUUCGAAUUGUAAAUCCUCUAAUAUCGUCCUCAACUUUGCAAGAGAAAAUGGAAGGUAGAGAAGCAGUGAAAUUUUCGGCAAUUAGUAGGUACAUUAUGGGCGAAACGAAACAAAAAGAUUGGGUCAUUUGUGGGGUGGUUGUGAGCAAAAGUCCUGUUAAAACAUCCCAAAAAGGAAGUCAGUAUUCAAUUUGGACCUUGAGUGAUCUCAAGGAUGACAUUAAGACGGUAGCUUUGUUCAUGUUUAGUAGUGCUCACAAGACCCUUUGGAAAAGUGCUCUGGGAACUGUGAUUGGUGUUUUGAAUCCUAAUGUAUUGGAAAGAAGAGAGAACUCAAAAGAUGAGGCUACGCUCAGCGUCGAUAAUGCUCACAAGGUUAUGGUUUUUGGUCAAUCAAAAGACUUUGGACUUUGCAAAAGCAUGAAGAAAAAUGGAGAUAGGUGCAAUGCCAUAGUAAAUUUGAGUCAGUGUGAGUUUUGCAUUUACCACAUCAAACAGGAAUAUCAGAAAUGUAGCAAAAGGUCCGAGUUGCAGGCAAAUUUUUCCGGGAAAGGCCUUUUGGCCCUUAGGAAUAAGGUUUUGGGAAAGAACGAAGUGUUUUACGCCGGCAAGUCAUACACGGCAAUUCCUGCCCGAAAAAGUAGAAAAAUGGAACUAAGGGACGAAGGCAUUUUAAAAAAUUUGAACGGAAAUGGUGUUGCCUGCCCAUUGAAAAAUGUGAAACCAAAGAAAACGGGCCAUGCGGUGCGUUUAGAUGUAUCACCGGCACAGCGACUGAAGGACAUUGAAUUAUUAAGGAAGUUGGGAGGUUCUGUGGGGUUGGAGGAGAAAACUAACUUUUCCGGAACUCAUUCCACGGACGUGAGCCUGGAAAGUUCCAAGGCAACCGCAUUAGAUGUUAUAAGUAGAUUAAAAGCCAAGAAAGUUCAAGCGGGAAGUUGCGAAAGCAAUUCAAUAGAAAAGGACCCCCCAAAUGGUGAAAGAAAUGACAAACAAGCAGUACAUAAAGGAGACGUUGUAAUAGCGUGUAGAGACAUUUUUUCCAAUUCAAAGUUGGGCGUGCCACGGUUGUCGGGUUUUGGUGGUAGUAUCGAUUUGAGUAUCCCGUUGGUACCAAAACGCGCGAACAAAGCUAAAUUGAACGCCCUCGACUAUAUUAAAAAAAACGGCCCCAUAAAAAAACUCGACCCGAACGGCACCAAGGGUUCCGGGAAAAAGCGUCCCGUCGACACGAUCGACGACGAAGGCCCUUCGAAAAAAUCAAAACUCGAACAGAGCGAGUUUAUUUCCGAUAGGUUCAAGAAAAUGAUGGCCGCUACCUCGAAACAUAUGGAUCUGGUGGAGGAGCACGACAACGAAGAGCGGGAGAAAUACUUUAGGAAGUUGGAGAUUAAGGAAAAAAUGGAAGAGAAAAUGGUGAACACUCAAAAGAUCGCUUGCAAAGCGGUCAAGUGUCUCAAGUGCAAAUACACCAGUUUUUCGGCGUCUGAUCUGUGCAAAGCGGAAAAACAUCCACUAAAAGUUUUCGACGCCUUGAAACGUUUCUACAUGUGUGGUCAGUGUCAAAAUCGGACUGUGACCCUGGACAUCGUCCCGACCAAACAGUGCGCCAACUGUGGUUCCUCGAAGUGGCAGAAAACGGGAAUGAUGAAAGAAAAGCUCGCGGUUACGCAACAUUCUUUGUCGAUCAGAGGCGGGGAACAAAAAUUCGUCAAUUCUGUCGCUUGCGACGCCAAUUUAGAUCUAUUAGUUCCCGAUGACGGUUGUUAAAUUAAAAUAAAGAAUUUUUAUUUAAGUUUAAUGGUACUUGCGUUUAUUAUACGUCAUUUUCACCUUGUUUACCACCUGUGGAUGCAGAUAGUAGAGCGUAUCCUGGGAAUUUUUUUUUUGCAAAAUUUCAACUUAUGUCAAUGUUUUCUUUGAAAAGUAUUAAAUCUUUAGAGAAUAGAGAACCUGGAGUGUCUUUGCAGGCGUUCUUAGUUUUUAUAAGUUAUGUUUUGCGGUACUCAAAAGCAACAUUAAAACUAUUAGGUUGGCCAAAUGUCCGUUUUGGAAACAAGAUUAAUGAUGUGAGUCUGAAAAGAGUUAUCAAUAGUACUAGGAAUCACAUGACUAUAAUAUAAAAUAGGAUACGCACUUGGCUAACACAGUAAAAAAACUAAAAUAUUUAGUAAAUAUUUUUUAUGGACUCAAGGAAAUACUAAGAAGAAAACAGUUAUUAAAAAUCUAUUAACGACCAAUAGUUAGGUCCUUUACUGUAAAAAGAUGUUUUUAUAUAAUAGGAAUUUUUGGCAAUAAAUGUUA
Cylas formicarius (sweet potato weevil) is the source of this 2880-nucleotide messenger RNA. RefSeq names its product protein MCM10 homolog (gene Mcm10). The record is from RefSeq and is a predicted model, not a curated record. The coding region runs from base 175 to 2346 and encodes 723 amino acids. NCBI's taxonomy places the organism in Eukaryota, Metazoa, Arthropoda, Insecta, Coleoptera, Brentidae. Gene Ontology annotation, cellular component: nucleus; replication fork protection complex. Gene Ontology annotation, biological process: DNA replication initiation; DNA replication. The transcript is spliced from 2 exons. Gene Ontology annotation, molecular function: single-stranded DNA binding; DNA replication origin binding.